Molecule: messenger RNA, 531 nt
Organism: Priceomyces carsonii
Lineage: Eukaryota; Fungi; Ascomycota; Pichiomycetes; Serinales; Debaryomycetaceae
Gene: PSF3
Product: DNA replication protein
Exons: 1
Coding region: 1-531 (176 amino acids)
Biological process (GO): mitotic DNA replication initiation
Cellular component (GO): GINS complex
Source: RefSeq, a predicted model, not a curated record
AUGACUUCUGACUAUUACGACAUUGACGAUAUACUAGCUGACUCUGAGAAAAUUCCCUGUCGAUUUAAUAUGACAAUACCGGGGUUGGGAUACUUAGAGGGAAACCCAGGGAAGCUGCUUGCAAAGGAUACGAAAAUAGAAAUCCCAAUGUGGCUAGCGGAAGUUUUGGCGGUGAGUGGAGUUCUGGAGCAAUCUGAAAUGAGCUUUGUGGACUUAUCAGAGCCUGAUUUUGUCAAUAGUCGUGUUACAAAUGCUAUCAAGACAAGCCCUGUGAGCGUCGAUUUGCAUUCGAUAAUGCCCAACUAUUACAAACUCGCAGAGAAAUGGUGUGCUCUAUUUGAGGAUCGUUCAACCAUACAAAUAAUAAUGGAAAUGUUGAGGGAGAGAGCGUUUGAGAUAUACAACUUUGCCAAUAAUGCCAAUAAGCAGGUAAAUAACGACUUCGUGUACUCUUUGGACGAAUUUGAGAGAAAGCUACUACGAGUCACUUCUGAUACCAAUAGACAAAUGAGAAAAUGGAUACAAGAAUAA